AUGCUACAAAUAAGACGCAUCCCUAAGGAAUAUACAACUAUUGUACUUCGAAGUAGCUAUUCAUCUUCAACAAAGAAGAUACGAAUACCAGACUGGAGAGCCAGGGAGAAACAGCCUUCAAAUAAAGCACCAAAGAUAAACCAUUCAUUCAAUGGGGAUGACUCUUUCUUCAAGGACUUGUUUCAAAACCGACCAAAAAUAGUAAGGACAAAUAUAGGAGAACAAUCUAAUGUUGAGGCACUUAGGAAGCUUAUAAAGAAUAAGCCAAAGAUAACUAAACCUACAGAUAUGUCAGAAGUGAAACUUGAUCUUUCAAAAUCAAAUAAACAAUUGGUGAAAAUGAUUCAAAAUAAAUCACAAAAGAACAACAAAGAAAGAUACGAUAUUCCAUCUGAAGAUUGGUUGAAGAAUUUUUCUGAAUCCGAAAUUAAGGAAAUUAGUAGGCUUUUCAAGAAAUUGGCAACAACUGCAAAAGUAUCAGGUAAAUCUAUGGACCAACCAAUAAGUAUUGGAGAUUUGGUUACUUUGGGUACGGAAAAUUUAAGACUAUAUAUGGUUGUUGGAACUCCCAAAAUCAUUUGA
Messenger RNA from Candida tropicalis MYA-3404, 582 nucleotides. RefSeq lists its product as uncharacterized. NCBI's taxonomy places the organism in Eukaryota, Fungi, Ascomycota, Pichiomycetes, Serinales, Debaryomycetaceae. The record is from RefSeq and is a predicted model, not a curated record. The transcript has a single exon. The coding region runs from base 1 to 582 and encodes 193 amino acids.